UCCAGACCGUACUUCAAGAUCAAACAGGUGUCACUGCCAGAUGUCGAUUAAGGAACUAAACGAAAAGAUUGCUAGUUUAGAUCAAAGAAUCGAGCAGCUUGAAAAUGAAGGAAGGAAAGACAAAGAAAGCAUACGCCAAUUUAUAGAGCAUAGAGUCAGUUUUGUUGAAAAGGUACAAAGUCAAUUCCAACUUCAAUUCGAGUCUCUUAGAGAAGAGAUGAACAUAAAAACGAAAAACCUAACAGACGACUUGGAGACACACAAACGUGAAGUGGCAGCAUACAAGGCAAAAACUGAUGAUUUAGAAAAAUCAAGAAAUGUAAUCUACAUCGGUCAACUUUUCGCGAAGUGCAUGGUAGACAUUUACAGAGAGAUUCUUCCAGCAUACUUUCUUGACAAAGAUGGAGAACCAAAGAAAGAUUACCAAGUUCCACAUCUUAAUAAAAUUGAAAAGAACAUCGAAAACUUGUAUCAAACCAAAGAGGAACAAGACGAAAGAAAAGCAACAUGGACAAAAAAGAAAGAAGAGAUUGGUUCUGAUUAUUUUGAGUUAAUGGCAGAAGUUAAUCCUUCUCAGUUGGAAGAGAUAUGCCGGGAGAUCCUGCCAGAACUAUUUCUUGGAAAAGAUGGAAAACCCGAGAAAGAGUUCAAACAGAUUUUUCUAAAGAACAUUGAAAAAAAAAUCGAAUUGACAUAUAAAUCUAAAAAGAAACAAGACGAGAAAAAAGAAAUUUUGAGAACAAAGAAAGAAGAGAUUGGUUCGGACUUUGUUGAUUUUAUGGAAAAGACGAUGAGGGAGAGAAAUCAUGAGGCCCACCCUAAUCUACUGAAAGAAGAAGACCUGCAAAAAAUUGCCGAAACAAUGUCAGCCAAGGAGAGGUCAUUUUUAGAGCUUGCAAUGAAACUAGUACCAGCAGAAUAUUUAGGAAAAUGUAAAUAUUUUUUCGUCGGUACAUUAUAACACUUACUGAAUGAUAAUGCAGAAGAAGUACGGCAAAAGUGCCACUCGAAUUUCACUAAUAAUCACUAGGGUCGCGGUUUUAUUAUGGUCGACGGAAUAGACUGGAGCACUUAAGAAAGUGUUUCCUUAUUUACUGAAAAAUCGCUGGCGAUCUAAAGCUACUUUUACACUUGCAAUUUUUGCAGCGCGAUAAUCGCCACUUAAUCGCAACUAAAAUCGUACGUGUAAACUUCUCUGCGAUUGUUGCGGCGAUCGAUCGAAAAUCGCUCUUACAUCGUAAUUAUCAUAUAGAAACCAGCAGGCUUUUGCACACCUUAAAAAAAGGUGCAAAUGCAUUUUCAUGCAAUGAAAAUAAAUUGAGACUUUGAAUACCUUACUAUUCUCAUAAAUUCAUAGUUAACAAUUUGUGUUUUUUUUUUAAUUUAAAGUAUAAUUUGGCAUUAAAUGUUGGCCUUUAAAAGCUCCUGAAAGCUUGGCUAUAAAAAGAAAUUUGAACAAAAUCAGUCAAGAUAGACUUUUGGUAGUUAGAAUUGUCUCUCUGACGAAUGUCCUGGAAAAAGAACUUUGGACUGAAAGCUUAGUUCAUAGCAAAAGAAGUGAUAUUUUUGUGGCUUCAAAACCAUAAUUAAUUUUAAUUUAUAGUUUUUUUCAUUUUUUAGAUAAAUUAAAGACAAUUCUUAUAGCAUACUAUUAGCAUACACAAAGCAUUGAACCGAGGCGUCAAGGUACACUGAGCGCAGUACCUUGUACCUUGACGCCUCGUUUCAAUGGUUUGUUCAUGGUCACUGAACCAGUGUAUGGAAUAUUGUGAAUUGUUGUAUUUGAGUUCUCAAGGACGUGUCUUUAUUUAGAUUUUUCUCCGACCCAUGAGAAAAACACCUUGAUCCGGUGUUACUAGCGAGAGAUCUGCGGGAAACCAAAAUAAAAAAGAGAGUUUUAGGCACGCGUUUGAAGACAAAGCAUAAAAGCCAAUUUGACGUUUUGUGUUUGAAAUAAACGUGAAUCUAAAACUCUAAUAAUAAAUAAACAUGGCGAAUGUUUGUGAAAGCGAUUUUUCUCUUCUAAUCUUUCUGAAGCAAGCGAUAGCGAAGAGGCUAUUACUAAAGAGACGACUGAGGAAAAUCUUAAAGUAGACACGUCUAUGAAAACGUGUGUAUAAUGGACGCUCCUAGUUAUUUGUGCUAAUGACACAGUGUGCAAUGAAACUACUUGUAUUGUUACUGACAACGGUACAACGUUAUUGUUACUGAUAAAGUUAUUGUUACUGGCAAUGUUAUUGUUUCUGAUACCGUUCCUUCAAGAUUGAAACUAAAGUAAAGGCGAGGUCAAAGUGGUGUAGUUA
Molecule: messenger RNA, 2303 nt
Organism: Exaiptasia diaphana
Lineage: Eukaryota; Metazoa; Cnidaria; Anthozoa; Actiniaria; Aiptasiidae
Exons: 2
Coding region: 41-961 (306 amino acids)
Source: RefSeq, a predicted model, not a curated record